This is a messenger RNA of Triticum aestivum (bread wheat), 645 nucleotides long. Its product is annotated as protein PELPK1. The coding region runs from base 39 to 413 and encodes 124 amino acids. NCBI's taxonomy places the organism in Eukaryota, Viridiplantae, Streptophyta, Magnoliopsida, Poales, Poaceae. The transcript has a single exon. The record is from RefSeq and is a predicted model, not a curated record.
CACAUAGCUAGCUAGUACAACCAUAGUCGUCCAUCAAAAUGGCUUCGAGAAACACUGCUGCAUUCCUUGUCGGGCUGCUCCUCUCGUGCGUCCCCAUGAGCAGCGCGGCAAGAAUUCUGGAGGAGGAGACAGCUCCGUCCAAAGGCGAAGAGCACCUGCCGGAGCUACCAAUGCUUCCCAAGGUUGAGCUGCCACCAUUCCCGGAGGUACAUCUGCCACCGAAGCCCGAGCUGCCCAAGGUAGAGCUGCGGUCGUUCCCUGAGGUGCACCUGCCAUCAAAGCCCGAGCUGCCAACGUUCCCGGAGGUGCACCUUCCAGCCAAGCCGGAGCUGCCUAAGGUGGAGCUGCCGCCAAAGCCAGAGAUGCCCACCAUCCCGGAGUUCCACUUCCCGGAGCCGGAGGCUAAGCCAUGAAGACUGUCUUCACUUAUCUUCUUUUUGCUCGUGCUCCUACAUGUAUCCUUUGCUCGUGUUGUGUCUUUCAUGGGAUUGUUUAGUGUGUAUUUUCCGUGAGUCAUUUGUGUGAUAUCAAACGCUUAUCUAUGGCGCCUAUUUAGAUGGAAUGUACAUGAACAAUACAGAUGGAUGUUUACAUUAACAAGGUGGCAGCUGAGUUCCACAAUUAAUUGAGCAACCAUCUUCUUAA